This is a messenger RNA of Beta vulgaris subsp. vulgaris (sugar beet), 1558 nucleotides long. Its product is annotated as alpha N-terminal protein methyltransferase 1. Bases 115 to 966 code for a protein of 283 amino acids. Gene Ontology annotation, biological process: N-terminal protein amino acid methylation. The record is from RefSeq and is a predicted model, not a curated record. Lineage: Eukaryota; Viridiplantae; Streptophyta; Magnoliopsida; Caryophyllales; Amaranthaceae. The transcript is spliced from 8 exons. Gene Ontology annotation, cellular component: cytoplasm. Gene Ontology annotation, molecular function: methyltransferase activity.
AACGAUAACAAAUCGCAGUUUUAGUAUCGUCGGGAGUCCAAACAAUACUGUUGAACCCUAGUGACGGACAUUUACCGUAUACUUUGCCUCGUCGCCUGAUACCUUGAGUUAAACAUGGAGGUCGGUGGAGUAGACUCUGAUGGGCGCGAAUUCACGAAUGCCACCGAGAUGUGGAAGGAACAUAUCGGUGAAGAAGGUGACUCUCACAAGAUAAUAGAUUGGUACCGCAAUGGCGUCAGUUAUUGGCAAGAAGUGGAUGCUUCGGUGGAUGGUGUACUGGGUGGAUAUGGAGAUGUAAAUGAUGCAGAUAUUAAGGGCAGUGAAGCUUUUCUCAAUCCCCUCUUAGCAGAUUUCUUGCUUGAUAGGGGCAAAAAUCGGCAUCUUGUUGCGCUUGAUUGUGGCUCUGGCAUUGGUAGAGUGACCAAGAAUCUCCUUGUAAGAUACUUUAAUGAGGUUGACCUUCUUGAGCCAGUGCCUCAUUUCCUUGAGGCUGCACGGGAGAGUUUGGUCUGUGAAGGUGUACAUGCUGUAGAUGAUCAUAGGGCUACAAAUUUCUAUUGUGUCCCCCUCCAGGAAUUUACACCAGAACCUGGAAGGUACGAUGUCAUAUGGAUACAAUGGUGCAUUGGGCACCUUACUGAUGAUGAUUUUGUAUCCUUCUUUAAGAAGGCGAAGGCUGGUCUCAAACCAGGUGGAUUUUUCGUUCUUAAGGAGAAUAUUGCCAGAAAUGGUAAGGGCCAUCUUGGAUUCGUGUUAGACAAGGAAGAUUGCAGCAUAACAAGGUCGGAUUUGUAUUAUAAGGAGCUUUUUCAGAGGUGUGGGCUGCAUCUUUAUCAAGCUAAGGAUCAAAAAGGAUUCCCUAAAGAACUCUUCCCAGUAAAGAUGUAUGCACUAACUACAGGAGUGUCCAAUAGAAGUCCAUCUAGAUAUAAACUGCGUGCUAAUAGACCGGGUGUCAUAAAGUGAUGACAUUAUUGAAGGUGGUUUGAAGAUUCAUCAUGGAAAAUUUUCUACAUACCAAAAUUUUCUCCCGAGUACGCUAUAUUUACACUUCAGUCUGUAAAAUUGUGGGGUGGUACUGGAAUGUUGUAGUUCAUGUAUGCAAGAUCAUCUUGUGUGUGGAGAUGAUUUGAAGAGAGUCGAUUGUCACAUGCUUUGCAUCAUGAAGAUUGUUAUCAAGAUUGCCUAAGCGACGCGUUGUGCAUUUAGUGGUGCUUUUACAAGUGACGUUGAUUUAGCAGCUAUUCUGGCAACGCAUUAGGGAGCUUGUGUCUCAUUUCACGUGUAAUUUUGUGUCAAAAUCUAGUGUUAUAUCAACUCGUUAGCGGUAAUAUUUCAAGCCAAUUAGUUGAAAAUCAUGAUACUCAGGAUUUCAAUCCAUAUUAGUGAAGAAGGCCUGUUAACCCAUGAGCUUAUUCCUUCUUAAUUAAUUACAAGUACUAAGUAUUGAUACAUAUCCUUAUAUGGAAUGCAUUCUUAAUUAAUUGUGCUGUAAGGGUAUAAACUCACAACUGAUUAACUUAGUGUACGUUUGAAUCUAAUAUAUGUGGGCUUCGUA